Molecule: messenger RNA, 570 nt
Organism: Helobdella robusta
Lineage: Eukaryota; Metazoa; Annelida; Clitellata; Rhynchobdellida; Glossiphoniidae
Exons: 1
Coding region: 1-570 (189 amino acids)
Source: RefSeq, a predicted model, not a curated record
AUGAAUGAAUUGGAAGCUGAGCUAAACUUUACAUUGCCGACGGCAAAAACUCCCCUCCAAGAAAAACUGAUGGAUGAUUGCUGCAGAAAGCUCAUGUACCUCCUGCUUUUCUUUCUCCUAGUCAACGCCCUCAUUGCCGUCCACUAUGCCUACCGGUACUUUACCAGGAGGAACGAACCACCGGGAAACAAACUCUCUGACUUGAUUUUCGAGAUCAAGCAGAGCGAGGGUGAGGAACAUAAGAAGAAAGAAACGGAGAAACAUGAGAAGGACGAGAAGAAUAAAGAAGACAAAGAUGAUGAUUCAGACAGCAUCGAAGAAAACUCAACAUCUGAAGCAAAACCUGCAAAACACGUGAAAAACAAACUAGAUACCAAGCUCUCUGGUAAAAAAUCGAAAUCAAAAAAUGUAAAAAAACAGAAACCACAUAAGUCCUUGAAACGAAAAUCAGCCUAUAAAACAGGGGAAAAGAGAAAAUUGAACCAGAAGCUAAAAGCCAAGAUUUCGAAAUUGAGCAGUAAAAGACAAGCGGCAAAGUCAUCCAAACGAUCGAGCACACAGUCGAACUAA